Messenger RNA from Rhizophagus irregularis DAOM 181602=DAOM 197198, 1350 nucleotides. RefSeq lists its product as uncharacterized. The record is from RefSeq and is a predicted model, not a curated record. NCBI's taxonomy places the organism in Eukaryota, Fungi, Glomeromycota, Glomeromycetes, Glomerales, Glomeraceae. Gene Ontology annotation, biological process: protein phosphorylation. Gene Ontology annotation, molecular function: ATP binding; protein serine/threonine kinase activity.
UUUUUUUUUUUUAAAAAAAAAAAGAAAGAAAAUCAUGUUCGAAUUAGUCUUGGGAAAGUGUAAUAUUUGUGAAGAACAAUUAUUUAAUAAAUAUUGGUGUAAAGGAUGUAGAACAAAAUAUUUUUUAGAAAGAUUUUCAACAUGGACGAGUGAAAAUGAUGAAUUGGAUAAUUUUAUACAAGAGAGUCAAUUAAAUGCGAGGGAAGAACAUGGAUAUUUUCGUUGGUUUAAUUAUGAUAUUUUUGAAAAUUUACAAUUAAUUGGUAGUAAUAAAGGAUAUAGUGAAGUUUAUUAUGCUAUGAUAAAACAAGAUGAAUUGAUUAUGAUGAGUUAUGAUAGGUUUGUUGUUUCAAAUUACUUGGAUGCUCCCAAUUCUCAUAUUCCGAGGGCUGUUGCAUUGAAAAGAAUCAUUAAUUCCGGUCGUACGGUUAAGGAAUUUAUAAAUUCGAUUAAGAAUUAUUUUGUUUGUAUGGAUGAGACAAUAACAAAAUGUUAUGGAAUCACAAAAGAUCCUUCAACACAAGAUUAUAUGUUAAUCCUACAGUACGCCAACGUGAAAUCUUUAAAUGAUUCAACAACACUUAAAAACUUUUCAUCAUCAUUAUCUUGGACGGAAAAGAAGGAAUUAUUUAAAACAAUUGUACAAGCCAUCAAAUUACUUCACGAAUCAAAUUUAAUUCAUAAAAAUUUACAUCUUGGCAACAUCCUUUUGAAUAGGACAUCUGGACCACAUUCAAUUCAAAAUGUUUGUGUAAGUGAUAUUGAAAUGUGUAAUUCAAUUAAUGAACAAAAACAUCAAUCAAAAUUAUUUGGUGUAAUGCCAUUUACCGCCCCGGAAGUUCUUAAAGGAGAGCGUCAAUCAAAAUCUUCAAAUAUUUAUAGUCUUGGAAUGAUCUUUUGGUGUAUUAUAUCAGGUCAAUUACCUUAUUCAAAAUUUUCUCAUGAUUCUUUUCUUGCUUAUGAAUUAUGUAAAGGAAAAAGACCUAUGAUUCCUAAUGGUACACCACAAGAUCUUGUUGAAAUUUUAAAUCAAUGUUGGGAAUCUGAUCCUUCUAAAAGACCAUCAAUUCAUUCUAUCGCAUUUUCUUUAAAUUGGAGUGUUGUUUCUGAUGGGGGAUCUAUUGAUUAUAAUUCUAAUGAUCUUUAUAAGAAUCCUAAUGCUUUUUAUUCUAGAAGAUUGAUUGAUUUUAAUUUUAAAUCAUUUGAUAAAGUCGAAUCUUAUUUAUAAAAAAAAACAUUAUUACUACUAUGGUUAUUAUUAUUAAGUGACAUUUGAACAAUUUCAUUUACAACACUUAUUAUUAUUAUUAUAUGACAUUUUGAACAAUUUACAUUUAGUAUUAUUAGUAU